This is a messenger RNA of Naegleria lovaniensis, 831 nucleotides long. RefSeq lists its product as uncharacterized. Gene Ontology annotation, molecular function: voltage-gated calcium channel activity. The transcript has 2 exons. Gene Ontology annotation, cellular component: voltage-gated calcium channel complex. The coding region runs from base 1 to 831 and encodes 276 amino acids. Lineage: Eukaryota; Heterolobosea; Eutetramitea; Acrasida; Naegleriidae. The record is from RefSeq and is a predicted model, not a curated record.
AUGGAAGAAUCAGUGAGAAAAGUGUGCAGGGCUGUCGAACACUUUAUUGAGAACUUUCCGCUUUAUGAUAAAUCUCAAUGCGUUUCGUAUGAUGCGUGUGAUCCAAUGCUCAACACAAAGAUACCAGAUUUCAAAUGUGAAAAAGGUUUUGGCACAGAUGUGGAAUGCAAUUGCACAGGUGAGAUGCUUUCAUUGCACUCUCCAGUGUUACUUCAUGCUCCAUUUGUAAAACCUGGCUCAGACGAGAUCUUUGCAUGUCUUACAAAAACGAUUGGAGAGAUUUAUUACGAAAAUCGAAUGCAAAACAAGCACAUUGUUAGGCAAGUGGUGGGCUCUCCUAGAGGAAUGGGUCAACUAUAUCCUGGUAGUAAAUGGAGAACAACAACCAAAGAGAUAUGUAAAAGUGGAGCACCGGCCACGGAUUGUCCCAAUUUUGAUUUCAGAACUCGGCCAUGGUAUGUGAAUGCUGCCUCGGGCUCAAAGUCCAUAGUUUUCGUUCUUGAUGUCUCUUCUUCCAUGAGCAUGAACCAUAGAAUUGAAAUUGCUCUUUUUGCUGUAGAAAAUGUCAUAGACAGCCUCACUGAACGAGAUCGUGUUGGAAUUGUUUUUUUCAGCUCUUCUGCUUUCUUUUGCCCGCUACAUGGAAAUAGUCUCCUUUAUGCCACUCCUGACAAUAAGAAACUCUUGAAAGCCUGUAUGGAAGACAUGAUGUCAUUUGGAGAAACAAACUUUGAAAAUGCGUUCGAAUUGGCUUUUGACUUGUUUGAAUUAGAAGCUGCAGAUACCUCGUUCAAUAGCACACCUACUUGUGAAAAGGUCAUUUUGUUUUAA